Phyllostomus hastatus (greater spear-nosed bat) is the source of this 958-nucleotide messenger RNA. RefSeq names its product chromosome unknown C11orf65 homolog (gene CUNH11orf65). The transcript is spliced from 9 exons. The record is from RefSeq and is a predicted model, not a curated record. The coding region runs from base 35 to 958 and encodes 307 amino acids. Lineage: Eukaryota; Metazoa; Chordata; Mammalia; Chiroptera; Phyllostomidae.
GAACCCAGGCAAGCGGCUAUUGGCAGGACUUUAAAUGUCUUGGAAACAAGAAUUGGAAUUUACAAAGAGAGAUAAAGCUGCCAGAGUCAUUCAGAAGGCCUGGAAAAGUUUCCUUAAUGUUACUGUAUUCCAACACUUUAAAAGUCUGAUUAAUAUAAGAAGACAAGGGGAACCACGUCAAAUAGUAAGAUAUAUUAAUCCUAAAGAGGCAGAGCUUCUAGAUGCUGCUGCUGGCGUUCAUGUACGGUUCAGAUUAGGUGGUGUUAAAUUUCCACCUGAAAUAUACUAUAAAAUUUUUACUGAGAGACAUAUUGAAGAUCUAUGUGCUAAUAGCCCUAGAGAUUACACAAAACUUUCAGCAAAAUAUGCAUCUCAUAUUCAAAGUGAUAAUGUUCAGGAAGAGGAUCACAGUGGAUGGUAUUGUCGUAUAGAGAACAAUGGCUGGAGAACUGUUUCUGAUACAUUUUGGAUGUCCACUGAAGAUGUAAUGGUGGGAGACAAAAAGGAAUGCAAAUUUCAUUUCUCUAAACUGAAGAGAAGACAAGAUAUGGAAAAGAAAAGAAAAAUUAGAAAAAUAGAAUGGAUGAGGCAAAUGUACUAUGCAGGAAGCCUGGCAGCUAAGUCAACAAAUAGUGAAACUCUAGGUUUAAUUCACACAGCAACAAAAGGGCUAAUCAGAUCUAUCGAAGAUGGUGGGAUAGAUUCUGUGAUGGAAUGGGAAGUGGAUGAAGUGCUGAACUGGACAAAUACACUGAACUUUGAUGAGUAUAUUGCCAACUGGAAGGAAAUUGCUACAAGCAACUCUUCAGCUAACUUCAAAAGUUUCAGGUUGGAACAAGAACAGAAAAGAAAAUAUGACUAUGCAGCUAUAUCAGAGAACAUGGGAAUAUCAGAAAAUAAUUCUUAUGAAAAACCAAAUGUUACUAGACUAACACCUGAUUCCACGUAUGGAAUAUAA